AUGAAGCUUCUGCCGCAAAUCAUCGCCGCGUUGGCCCUGCUUCCAGGCGGGUUCGCUGUGGAUCGCAAGAUGUCGGUCAUCGUCUCCUUUGACGACUCUACACCCGAUUAUAUUGUAGCCGAAGCACGGCAGAAGAUUGUUAAUGGCGGCGGACAGAUAACGCAUGACUAUCAGAUAAUCAAGGGCUUCUCUGCUAUCGCGCCCGAGAAAUCGCUGGAAAUAGUGCAGGCCUUUGGCAGUGAACACAACAUCCAGGUGGAAGAAGAUCAGAUUAUGACGGCCAACAGUGGUUGA
Molecule: messenger RNA, 294 nt
Organism: Cordyceps fumosorosea ARSEF 2679
Lineage: Eukaryota; Fungi; Ascomycota; Sordariomycetes; Hypocreales; Cordycipitaceae
Product: Proteinase inhibitor, propeptide
Exons: 2
Coding region: 1-294 (97 amino acids)
Biological process (GO): vacuole fusion, non-autophagic
Molecular function (GO): endopeptidase inhibitor activity
Source: RefSeq, a predicted model, not a curated record